AGUACACAAAACCCACAGACUUUUCCCCUACAGUCCUGUGAGUGGAAUUUUCAACACGUUUUACAGGGAAAUGUCUUAAAAAAAUUUCGACGUGUGUUUGUAGACCGUACGUCGCCGAAAAAAGGCUGCUGCCUGUUUAAAAGAACGGCACGGGGAGCGUAUUAGAACUUUGGAAAGUGAGUUUAACCACCGUUUCCACGCACAACUAUGGCGCUCAGAGCGAGAGCUUUAUACGACUUUAUCUCUGAAAAUCCCGGCGAGAUCUCUGUGACAGAAAACGAAGUUUUAACUUUGUGCAGCGAGGAGGUUGUUGAUGGUUGGUUGGAGGGCACGAACAGCAGAGGCGAGACCGGACUCUUCCCUGCAUCAUACGUGGAAAUUAUAAAGACUGACACAUCGGUACAAGGCAACGGGACAUCCGCUAGCUCUGAAUAUUACUACCAAAGUAGCCCUCAGAGGAGGGACACCUCAAACGAAUCGACGCCCACUCAUUCCGCUACUUACGCGGGACAUCUUCAACAACAGCAACGGCACAGUUUUCAGACGAGCCAAGAUAGCGACGACGAUUGGGACGAGGACUGGGAUGACAGCGGGACGGCGGAGGAGCAUCACGCGACACCUGAAAAAAGCGGGAAUGCUCGAGCUGGAUAUUCGACGACGAGUUCCUCUGCGUCGCGGCGCGAUAGCGCGCAACACUCCAAAAGCACAGCAACCGUUGGAAAAAAUCUCAACAGGUUUUCAACCUUUGUCAAGUCUGGCGGCGAAGCCUUCGUUUUGGGCGAAGGUUCAGCGUUGGUCAGAGAUGGAGACAAAAUAUUUGUGGUUAUGGGACAGUAUGGGCCGGAAUGGCAGGAGAACCCGGAUCCGUUUACGUGUAUUAUUGACGACCCCACCAAACAGACCAAAUUUAAAGGCAUGAAGAGCUAUAUGUCAUAUGGACUUACGCCCAGUCAUACACAGAACAAGGUCAAUAGAAGAUACAAGCACUUCGACUGGCUUUACGCCCGUCUCGUUGAAAAGUUUCCCGUUAUUUCGGUGCCACAUCUGCCAGAGAAACAGGCCACGGGGCGCUUUGAGGAGGAUUUCAUCUCCAAGCGUAGGAAAGGUUUAAUAUGGUGGAUGAAUCACAUGACGAGUCAUCCAGUUUUAUCCAAAUGUGAUGUUUUCCAGCAUUUCCUUACAUGCAGCAGCAACGACGAAAAAGCUUGGAAGCAAGGCAAGAGAAAGGCAGAGAAGGACGACUUAGUUGGUGCCAACUUCUUCCUCACCAUCUCCCCUCCAGCUUUACCCCUUGACCUACAGGAGGUGGAAAGCAAAGUAGAUGGGUUCAAAACGUUCACCAGAAAGAUGGACGAAAACCUCAUGCAUGUCAACGUCACCAUCAAUGAAUUUGCCAGAAAGCAGAUAACAGGUUUUAAAAAGGAAUAUCAGAGAGUCGGCCAGGCCUUCAGACUAUUAAAUCAGGCCUUCGAGUUCGACCAGCAAGUCUACUCCGCUCCGUUAAACAAGGCCAUAGCACACACUGGAGAAGUGUACGAGACCAUUGGGGAUUAUUUUGCGCAGCAACCCCGACAGGAUUUAGACCCCAUAUCCGAUCUUUUAGCGAUUUACCAGGGACAUCUUGCAAACUUUCCGGACAUUAUCCAUGUUCAGAAAGGAGCCCUCACCAAGGCCAAGGAGAGCCAGAAACACGGGGAGGAAAAAGAUGGAGCUGCAGGAGGCGGCAUCAACGAACGCUGCAACAUCAUCUCCUGCGCCACGCUAGCCGAAAUCCAGCACUUUCACCGCAUACGUGUGCGCGACUUCAAGACACAGAUGCAACAUUUCUUACAGCAGCAGAUUAACUUCUUUCAGAAAAUCACAGGCAAGUUGGAGGAAGCCAGGGACAUGUAUGAUCAGGCGUAGAAUGUUAAAUUCAGGAUAAAAUAAUACUACAAAAGAACUGAAAUAAAACAAUAAUUAAGAAACUUUUAUUUUAUUAUAGAUGCUUUCAAAUACAGGUAUUUUAUUUUUAGAAUUGUUCCGGGUGGCCUUAAGGGAUGUGUAAUGUUAAAAAAUGUGUGCCAGAGAUUGGCAGUUGUCCUUAAAGAGAUUCUUUCAUUGUUUAUUCACCCUCAUGUCAUUCCAAACCUGUAUGACUUGUAACAAAUCUGCAAAAAAUAAUAUUUUAAAUAACGCUGGUGAAUAAACAACAUUGCCCAUCAUUGACUUCAAUUGUAUGAACACAAAACCACUGAGACAUUUCUCAAAAUAUAUUCUCAGUUAUAUACAGGUUUUAUGACAUGACGGUGAAUAAACAAUGACAGAUUGUUUAUUAUUAGUUUAAACUAUCCCUUUAAAAUGAAUACUUUGUUAUUAAAAAUUAAAUAGCACAUACUCUGAUUUACAUUACAGUCAUUUGGUUUUCAUCAAGCUUGAACCCUUGAACCUUCAAGUGUAAAAACAAUUUCAAGAUUACAGUUUUAUUGUAGUAGUACUUACGGUAAAUAGUAAACCGCAUAAAUACUUCUUUAUAACGAUGUGCCUGUGAUGUUCUUUCUCUUAUUCCAUGGACUUUGACCUGUGGUGACCCUAAAUAAGAGUACGUUUGAAUGUCUUUUGUACUGUCUUUUGGUUCUUUGAUUAAUCUUAAUACAAAUAU
Triplophysa rosa is the source of this 2641-nucleotide messenger RNA. It is a transcript of the gene snx18b, whose product is annotated as sorting nexin 18b. The record is from RefSeq and is a predicted model, not a curated record. The coding region runs from base 208 to 1905 and encodes 565 amino acids. Gene Ontology annotation, biological process: mitotic cell cycle; endocytosis; protein transport. The transcript has 2 exons. Lineage: Eukaryota; Metazoa; Chordata; Actinopteri; Cypriniformes; Nemacheilidae. Gene Ontology annotation, cellular component: cytoplasmic vesicle; plasma membrane. Gene Ontology annotation, molecular function: phosphatidylinositol binding; protein binding.